Messenger RNA from Stegastes partitus (bicolor damselfish), 3945 nucleotides. RefSeq names its product myotubularin related protein 9 (gene mtmr9). Gene Ontology annotation, biological process: negative regulation of autophagy; phosphatidylinositol dephosphorylation. The transcript is spliced from 9 exons. Gene Ontology annotation, cellular component: cytoplasm. NCBI's taxonomy places the organism in Eukaryota, Metazoa, Chordata, Actinopteri, Pomacentridae. The record is from RefSeq and is a predicted model, not a curated record. Gene Ontology annotation, molecular function: protein phosphatase binding.
GUUUCUCGCCGGCGUGUUUUUGUGGACGGACCACUGUCGCCCUACAGCCAGAUAGCAGCUUGACAGGUGAUGGAGUUUGCGGAGCUGAUAAAGACGCCCCGGGUGGACGGCGUGGUCCUGCACCGGCCCUUCCUGCCCACCGUGGAGGGGACACUGUGUCUGACGGGCCACCACCUGAUCCUGUCGUCCAGACAGGACAACACCGAGGAGCUGUGGCUGCUGCACUCCAACAUCGACUCCAUCGAGAAGAGGUUCGUGGGCUCUUUGGGAAGCAUCAUCGUGAAAUGCAAAGACCUGAGAGUGAUCCAGCUGGACAUCCCUGGAAUGGACGAGUGUCUGAACAUCGCCAGCUCCAUAGAGGCCCUGUCCACGCUGGACUCCCUCUCCCUGAUGUACCCGUUCUUCUACCGGCCCAUGUUCGAGGUCAUCGAGGACGGAUGGAACUCAUUCCUUCCUCAGGACGCCUUCAGAGAUCUGGAGUCGAUGACAGACGAGUGGAGGCUGAGCGAAGCCAACAAGGACUUCAGUGUUUGUCCGUCGUACCCUCCUCUGGUCGCCGUGCCUAAAGACGUGGACGACGACACGCUGAGGAAAGUCGCAACCUUCCGCCACGGCGGCCGAUUCCCGGUGCUGAGCUACUAUCACAAGAAGAACGGGAUGGUGAUGAUGCGAGCAGGACAGCCGCUGACAGGAACUAACGGACGGCGCUGCAAAGAGGACGAGAAGCUGAUCAACGCCACUCUGCGUCCAGGAAAACGAGGAUACAUCAUCGACACCCGAACCAUCAACGUGGCUCAGCAGGCCAAAGCUCGAGGAGGAGGCUUCGAGUCCGAGGCCAACUACCCCCAGUGGAGGAGGAUCCACAAGGCUUUAGAGAGGUCCGAGCUGAGCUUCAGUUUCAUUGGUCUGGUUCAGAAGCUAGAUGGAAAAAUCUGAAGCGGGUUUAAAGGCACAAAGUGACUCCAGUUAUCAGCUGGAAACUAUAAAAACAGAAAGAAUCAGCAGCUUUUUAAACUUUACACUGACACUGGAGCAGCGUAGAGAUCUCAUAGUCCAUCAGAACCACUUCAUCCUACGUGUUAGGGUUAGGAACAUCUUUCUACUGAUGGUGGAACAUCUUUCUACUGAUGGUGGAACAUCUUUCUACUGAUGGUGGAACCUGUCCCUCCUCACCUGUUUGUGUUCACCUGUCCCCCCUCACCUGUCCAGGCAGGUCAUCCCUUCCAGCAGCGCUGUGCUCAGUCGGCCUUCUCCAACAACAAGGCUCGUCUGGAGGCUCCGGUCUUCCUGCUGUUCCUCGACUGUGUCUGGCAGAUCCUGCGUCAGUUUCCCUGCUCCUUCGAGUUCAGCGAGAGCUUCCUGGUGCUGCUGUUCGAACACGCCUACGCCUCUCAGUUCGGUACUUUCCUGGGAAACAGUGCGGCGGACCGAUCCAAACUGUCGCUGCCAGAGAAGACGGUGUCUCUGUGGUCGUGGGUGAAUCGUCCUCAGGAGCUGGAGCAUCUGACCAACCCUCUGUACGAAGCCAACAGUCUGGUGAUCUGGCCGUCGGUGGCUCCUCAGAGCCUGCUGCUGUGGGAAGGAGUGUUCCUCCGCUGGAACCGGUCGUCCCGGUGUCUGGACGAGGCGUACGAGGAAAUGGUUCACAUCAUCGAGUACAACAAGGAGCUGCAGGACAGAGUGAACAGUCUGCGCAGGCAGCUGGCCGAGCUGGAGACCGAGGACCCUCUGCUGCAGGCCUCGUAACGGGCCGGUUCCGCUGGCUCCAUCCAGAACAUCAGCCCAAACAUCAGUCGGUGUCAUAAUCAGCCGUAACUGCUCUGAUGUCCGACCCGCUUUAAGAAAAACACGUUUCACAGCCGACACAUAUUUCUGCAUUAAUCAGCUGUUUGGUUCCUCAGAUGUCUUGUUUGGUCCAAAGAUGAUUUGUUUACUGUCACAGAGGACAGAACCAGUCGUACUAAAAAUGACUCCAGUCGCUACUUACAGGAGGUGGAAAUGAAUUCAGUAAUCGAUUAAUGGUUGCAGGUCCUGUUAGUUCGUUAAAGCUAAGCAGGGAGAAGUUGAAGCUCCUGGUGUUCAGGAGGUCACAUCAACACACCCCCACACUCACGCCGAUAGGCUGAACCUGACAGAAGCUGCACGUAUACAAUCUGUGGGCGUCUGGAAACGCCUGGAGGACAGAAGCUGUUCACUCCUGGAUGUAUACGGGGCUGCAGCGUUGCCAUGGCAGCACAUAGGCCGCUGUCAGGCAGCAGGUGACAUGAAGAGCGUCGGGAGGUCGGCACCUGCUGCACCGUACAGACCACAUGUAACAUACGUGAUGCUCAGCACACGCAUCCAGCUCUCAGAAUCGUCACAUUCAUUGAAGGCGACCUCGUAGAACCGUGACCUCGCUCCCCACCGCAGCAGCUGUUGAUCCAACUUCAGUAAACGAACGAUGCAGUCGUGCUGCCGUUUCCAUGACAACAACAUCCCUAUUGUCAGCCAUCACACGGAGGCUACAGAACGUCGAGCUGAAGUGAGACCGUAUAGAACUUAGACUUAUAUAAGCACGUUGUUGAACGUAUGGGAGGUUUAACAUUCAGAACCGAAGCACUUGGUGUGUAAACGUGUGUGAAGCCGUUCUGAGAUAAAAACACGUAGCAGGACGUGUUGGUCGGCACUCUGUGGCCACGUCAGAACACAGGUGUGUCUGAAAUGCCAACGUGACCCGCUGACGCUCAGGUUGGACGAAGCUUCGUUCCGUUUGUUCCUGCCGACGCUUCAGUCCGUGUGUGAGAAGCUCUGACCAGUCGCUUCCGGUGAGCAGAUCUCCCAUCAUGUGGUCGGCGGAGCCACAGCAGCAGUGUGUGAUUAAAAACCCGUCAUCAUGCAGCAGGAGGCUUUGCUCCGUGUGGAGACGUUCAAGCUCGGCUGCUGUCAACACGCAAACCGAUCAGAAACGUUCAUGCAGCUCCGCAAACAAUACAGAAAACGUUUCUGAAUGAGUCCCACCAGCAGGUCGGUGUUUCAUUCUCCAGCUGUCACUAAACGCCUUCACUGUCAGAAAUGUUGCACAAUCUGCAUCUAAAUAUAAAGUUUAGGAAACACAAAGGAGUCAGAACCAGGUUCUGCAGCUGUGUGGAGCGACCAGAAGGUUCCGACUGUUCAGUAGAAAAACUACAAUCUAACUGUCACCUCAGUGUCAGAGCUGCUCUGCUCCGGAGCUCCUGCAACGCUUCAGCUCAAGUCCUAAUCUGGAAACAUAUCAGCUCCAUCUGCUGUUAAUCAGCUGAAACUGAAUCAGUGUUUGGACGUUCUCAGGACGUUCCAGCAGAACUCUGGGUUCAGUCUGGAGGCUGACCAGGUGGGUGCUGAAGAAAACACACUCAUGUCCUGAAAAGGGAAAAACUUCAAAUGUCCAAAAUAACUAAAUAACUAAAUCUGUCCAAACCACUCAAAAUGUGUUAAAGAUGAUUCAGGAUUUGUCCACAACGUGUCCACACCUGCUUCAAACUGAUUCAAAGGACUUGUUCUGCCCAAAGCAGGCAACAGCAGGACGUCAUAGAAACCAGUGGAUGGUGAGUGAAAGGCGUCCGGCGGUCCGAUUCCAGGGAGCUCGUUAACGUAACGACCGGCUGCAUGUCUUCUGUUCACCUCGUUAAAAUGAACCGCGUUCUUCUUUCACCGCUUUAGUUCCUGUGAAGUUUCACUGCAUUAAAGCCUUUUGGAGUCUGUGAUCAUCACUACAGGCAGCUCGUGCUUCUGUCCAUGUGGCCUCUGAGCUUGAUUUUAAUUAAACAUUUAUUAUGCUUGAAUUAUGAGAGAACUGUAAAUGAUUGUUGCUUUGUGCGACGCCUUGCUGUCCAAUCAGAGCGCAGAGUAAAGGCGUGUUUGUCUGCUUUAACGUCUCUGUUCAAAAUGUUGAAAUGUUUUUAAGCCAUUAAAUAUUUACAUCACAAA